Mobula hypostoma (lesser devil ray) is the source of this 3421-nucleotide messenger RNA. Its product is annotated as lipase member H-like. Gene Ontology annotation, biological process: lipid catabolic process. The transcript is spliced from 10 exons. Gene Ontology annotation, molecular function: carboxylic ester hydrolase activity; glycerophospholipase activity. Lineage: Eukaryota; Metazoa; Chordata; Chondrichthyes; Myliobatiformes; Myliobatidae. Bases 324 to 1661 code for a protein of 445 amino acids. The record is from RefSeq and is a predicted model, not a curated record.
GGCAGGGCGUCCCUCUGAGUGAAAAACCUACCCCUGACAUCCUCUUCUAUACUUUCCUCCAAUCACCUUUAAAUUAUGGCCCCUGGUUUUAGCCAUUUCCACCCUGGAAAAAAGUGUGACUGGCCAGCAAUAUACUUGUCAGUGAGCUGCAUGCCCUGUCUCUUCUCAGUCCUGUCCCUAUGGUAACCCUAGUUGAUAUUUGACUGCCUAUUGAUCCUGUUUGAAGUUUGUCAGCAAGGGGACAUUGCCCUGAACACACGGCUGAAUGUUUCCUCCCCAAGCCUGACUGACUUGCAGUUUAACUUCUUGAUGAUCGAAGGGCUAUGCUUCAAUGGUUAACUCUGUUCUUGUGCGCCAUCGUUAUCGUAUCAGGGGCCCCGGAAUGCCACUAUUUCACUAAACUUCCAAUUACUGACACCUUCAUUGGAACCAAUGUGGAGGUGAAGCUACUCCUGUAUAUGAACAAGAAUUCAGAAUGUGCCAGCCUGAUUAAUGCCACACAUAUCAGCCCGCUGGACGUCAAGAAGAAGACAAUCUUUUUAAUCCAUGGCUACCGGCCAUUUGGAUCACCCCCAAACUGGUUGAACAAAUUGAUAAAGACACUGCUGAAUGUGGAUGACAUCAACCUCAUCAUCGUUGACUGGAACAGAGGAGCAACAACUAUCAAUUACUCAACUGCUGUCACCAAUACCAAGAAGGUUGCUGAAAUUUUGAAACCAGUGAUUGACAGCAUACUAGGUAAUGGCGGCUCCCUCGAUUUGAUUCAUAUGAUUGGUGUGAGUCUGGGCGCUCACAUAUCGGGCUUCGUCGGAAGCAUGUUCGGCGGAAAGAUUGGUCGGAUUACUGGUCUUGACCCAGCCGGGCCUCUGUUCAGAGCGAAGAAAGAGGAUGACAGGCUGGAUCCAAAAGAUGCUCUGUUGGUCGAAGUCCUACACACAGAUAUUGACGCUCUUGGCUACCGAGAUUAUUUGGGGCACAUAGAUUACUAUGCUAAUGGAGGGACUGACCAGCCAGGCUGUCCUGCGACCAUCCUGAGCGGAAAGAAGUAUAUGGUGUGUGACCAUCAGAGGUCGGUCUAUCUGUACAUAAACUCCAUGAACUCAUCGUGCAACAUCAUCAACUAUCCUUGUGCAUCGUAUGCAGAAUUCCUGGAUGCUCGUUGCACACAGCGUGACAGCACCUAUCCAAUAUUCGGCUAUCAUCUCGACAAGUGGACGAACCACAGCAGUGUCAUGAGGUUUCCAAAUAAAGUUUUCUUUCAAACUUCCUCUCAAGAACCAUACUGUAUGUAUUAUUACCUCUUGGACAUCAUCCCUUGGAACAAAAAUGCUCGAAAAGGCUACAUCACGAUUGAGCUAGAAGAUGGAAAUGGACUCAAGGUCAAGUCCAAAGACAAUCACUCUGCGAAAACCUUUGAACCGUUCAGGGAAGUUACUCUCCUUGUGAGUGUGGACCAAGACCUGAAGAAUAUCACUGGAAUCUCACUCAAAUACAGCUCAGCCCGUGUGGUGGAGCACAAGCUGACACUGGGAAUCUUGCGCUUCAAGCUGAGGUCGCUGAGUUAUCCUGACAGGCCUCCCUUGUGCAGGUAUGAUGUUGCUCUUCAGCGGGACGAGGAAGUGAAGGUCCAGCCUUUCGAAUGCAGGGUGCAGGAGAUGUAGGGAAAAACUCCUUCUCCACCACCCAUGUGCUCAGAAUGUCUUCUUCCUCUUCUUAAGCCCAUCAUCCCUACUGGAGCAUAGGCUGCAGGAAUCCGCUGUCUGGGCCAGUCUCCCCAGGUGUUGCCCAUCGUCUUGGUGUAUUCUUCCUCUCCCAGGGAUGAGAUCUUUGGAGAUUCUGUUGCCAUUCCGGUAGCUCUGAUUUUUUAUGGGAUGGGGUUGCCCCAUGCCCAACUCUCCUGCUUUUGCAGCCAAGCUUGGACCAUCCUUGGCGAGAGUUGUGCCGAGAAUGUAUCUGACACAUAAAACUUGCAAUUUUACAAAAUUCGGCUGCACUGUCUUCAUUCGUUGUAUGUAGUGCGUAGAACAUAGAGCACAGAACACAGAACAUUACAGCACAUUUCCUCCAGCAUUUUGUGUGCUUUGUUCAAGAUUUUCAAUAUCUGCAGGAUCUCUGGGAUUGAGACUGCGGCUGUACUGGAAGGGUCUAAUGGGAAAGUCUCACCUCCAACCGACUGAGGUCUCGGUACAUGUUAGAACUCUGUUAUAUUCUGUGGUUGGCCAGCAAGGACAGACAUGGUUCCCUAAGGGCUUUUUCAGUCUGAUUGGACUCUUUUGUUAUAGAUCACUGACUGCACAUGUUCCCAAUUAACUUCUGCGUAUUUAGACCCUGCUUAAUGUACCUUACUUUGCUCAGUAUUAAAGUGUCAUCUUGUAAGUGGUAAGAGCCAUUGCGUUUUUUCUAGUCUGUGUGGUUUUUUUUUUAAAAUCUCUGCUUCUUGCCUGCCGUUUCUGGAUCUUAUUUGUGCAUCCAGUUCUUGGAUUACUAAAUUUGCCUUUGGAUUACUGCAUUUUUGAGUUGGACUGGUUGCCUGUUUUUUGCCCAUCUUGGCCAAAAAAGUCAAAUUUGCUUUUGAAUCUGCACAUUAACUCCUGUCAGCAUCAUAGUUUCUGCAUUUGGGUUGACUCACAGUCCUCGAGUGACCCAACGAGCUGAGUUCGAUUCCCGAUCAGGCCACUUUCCCUGUGUUUGAGAGUUCUGCUGAUGAGAUGUUCUAUUUUACCAAAUCUUUCUGACAAAUCAGAAAUGCAAACUAUUCAACAUGAUGUACGAUGACCUCCUGUCACAGUGAUGCAGGACAUCCCAAAUUACAUCCUGAUGGACUCCUGGUCAAACUUGUUUACGAAGGAGCAUUGCAGGGCAGCAAGUCUGGGUUCAUUCUUCACAAAGCUGGGGACGGCUCAAGUCUCAGUACUACCUGAUUGUAUACAAGGUUCUGCACACAGCCACACACAACGGUGAUCAUCACGAGGGCUACACUGGGUACACUCCCCCCCCCCCUUUCCCAGGACAUGUAUGUCAUGUGUUGAAGGGUGCUGCACAGUAAUGUAGUGCUUAGAGUGACACCAUACAGCACCAGUAUGUUAAGCCUCCUCCCAGCCUGCUGCCUCCUCCUCCUCCCAGCCUCCUCCUCUUGUUGCCUCGUCCUCCUCCCUCCUGCUUUCUCCUCCCAGCCUGCACAUGCACGCACCUCCCAGUCUCCACCCAGCUGAUAGAAUUCACCUGCUGCUCAUUCCAGACUCAUCCCCUGCAGCCUAUUGAAACUCAGUUCUCAGCCACAGCCAGCUACAAAAAGUUGCUCCUGGCUUUCACUCUCCCUGGCUAAAGUUUCUCUAGUUGUCUGUUGUGUUUAGUUUCUCUUCUGUCUUUUUUUUGUUACCCCUCGCAUCUUGUUAUUUUGUGGUCUGGUAUUAAAGUUAUU